Messenger RNA from Salvelinus namaycush (lake trout), 1656 nucleotides. RefSeq names its product ribosomal protein S19 binding protein 1 (gene rps19bp1). The record is from RefSeq and is a predicted model, not a curated record. The coding region runs from base 120 to 614 and encodes 164 amino acids. Gene Ontology annotation, cellular component: nucleolus. The transcript is spliced from 4 exons. Gene Ontology annotation, molecular function: enzyme binding. NCBI's taxonomy places the organism in Eukaryota, Metazoa, Chordata, Actinopteri, Salmoniformes, Salmonidae.
CCGGAUGUUGAACUCACAUGUUACUUUUUACAGAAGCAAGAUAAUUUUUCUAGAUUUGCUGGAGAAAUCUUAACGUUUACUCACAUGUUUGUUAUUUAAAAAGUAAAGUGCAUAUCAACAUGUCGGCAUCAAUGAUUCGGAGGGGACUGGAGUUGCUAAGCGAUGACAUAAAAGCGGUGUCAGAUGGUAGCAAGAAGCAGAAGAGCGCGGCCAAGAAGAAGCACACACCGAGCAAGGCUGAGGUGAUGGGUCUGGUGAGCACCAACCGUCAGGGCGUCAGCAGGCAGGUCCGGCGGCUGCAGGGGCGUCUCGGUCCAGGGAAGAGCAAAGCCACCGUCAAAGACAAGAGGAUCAAGUCUGCCGUGGAGGAGUUCAGGAAGAAGCAGGGGAAGAGCCAUCUGAGCGCCAACCUGCUGUACUUCCUGGGGACGGGCUUCAGAGCUACAGACUCCGACACUAUGAAGAUCGUCAACCAGAAUUUGGGCCGGCAGUCUCGCCACCGUCCGGACCGCACAGUCAAGAAAGCCUCCAAGGAGAAGUCUGUGUUCACAGAGGAUGAGUUCCAACAGUUCCAGAAGGAAUACUUUGGCAGAACUGUGGAGCAGGGGAACUAGACAGAUUCUAGUUCCAGAGACUUAAGGCUGCGUUCCAGUUCCAGAGGUGUGUGCUUCACACUCCUUGCCAUGGAUUGCUAAUUUCACCAUUGUUAAAGGUCCAAUGCAGCUGUAUUUCAAUAUCGACUAAUUUAUGGGUAACAAUUAAGUGUCUUACUGUGAUUGUUUAUUUUUGACCAUGUUAUUUAAAAACAAAAAUACCUUCUUAGCAAAGAGCAAUUUCUCAAACAAGUAUCUUCCCAUGACUGUCUGGGAGUGGUCUGAGUGGGGAGGGAGAACACUAUCUGGUAUUGGCAGAGAGGUUGGAACUCCCUUAUUUACCUCCUGGUGAUAUCACCAGGCAGGCCAAAACUCCAUCUCACCAAAACAGGCUGACAUUUUAGGCAGUCUUUUCAAACAGCUUACUCUAAGAGGGCAUUUUCACAGUAUUAUUCCAACCUCCUAGGAGAGGGGGGGAGAAAAAAACAGUAAAAUCACAUUUUGGACUGCACUGGGCCUUUUAAUUCCAUGGGAGAAUGUGUGUUCAGUUCCAGAGCCAAUGAGGACUUGGUAAAGAGAUCAGACACUUGACUGACUUUAGUUUUUGUCCAAAGUACUUCACUUUGGACCUGGAAUGUGGUACUGCACAACAUGGACAACAAGUGACUGUUAAGUGGCCUUGAGGCUCAUUCCAAACUUGUUCUAUUCAUGCAGCAGAAAAUAGUCAACUUUCAGAGAAACAAAAGUAUUGUUUAAAACGUCAUUUUCUAUUUGUCUUCAAAUCGAUUUUCAGAGAAUUUCUUGUUUCCUUGUGUUAAAAAGAUGAAAUCACAAUGAACUAGAGUAUGCUGUUUUAUUAAGUACAUUUUCAGAAAAUAAAUGCCUUGUCCCUUUGAUUUGUAAACAAUGAAUAAAAGUAUGUAGAACACUGUCAUGAAGCCUACACAAACUGAAGCAGCAGUAGGGGGUGUGACGGUCAUAAAAAUUGUGUUAGCCGUUAACUGUCAUGCAAAUCAUUGCACUGUUAUUUACCAUUAACAUAAACAUGUUUUGUAUCUCUGGG